Molecule: messenger RNA, 1350 nt
Organism: Chlamydomonas reinhardtii
Lineage: Eukaryota; Viridiplantae; Chlorophyta; Chlorophyceae; Chlamydomonadales; Chlamydomonadaceae
Exons: 2
Coding region: 143-691 (182 amino acids)
Source: RefSeq, a predicted model, not a curated record
GCAUUCAAACGCAAUUUCCGUGUUGUGUGUACGCGCUUUGCAUCACUUCACGCAACAUUCCGUUCUAGAGGAAGCAAAAUCUUGAUUGGCCAUAGCUUACAUGAAAUAGUGCCUACAUAAAAUAUCGCAACAACGAGCCUGCAUGGGUGAGACCGGCGAGGGCGGCGAGCCCGGAGGGGCGGUGGGCCCCCACCGGCCACCUCGUCGCCGGCACAGCAGCCUGAUGCCGCAGUACUUGGAGCUCAUUCGCUGUGGCGCUAAGACGGUGGAGGGGCGCAUCUGCAAAGGCAUCUGGGAGGACGUGGUCCCAGGCGACGAGUUCGUGUUCGUGCCCAACAUGGGCCCAAUCGCCCCUCCCUCCCCCGCCCCCGCCUCGGCUACCUCCACCUCCACCACCUCCGUGGCCGCCUCCACUCCCCCUCAGCCGCCCUCUCCGGCCCCUCCACCCCCUCCACCCCCGCCGCCCCCGCUGCUGGUACGCGCCACCGGUGUACGGCGCUACGAGACCUUCGCGGCCAUGCUGCAGGGCGAGGGGGUGGGCGCGUGUCUGCCGGGGGUGGCGGGGCUGGCGGAGGGCGUGGCUGUGUAUCGUGCCAUACCCGGCUACGCGGCGCAGGAGGCGGCGGGGCUGGGCGUGGUGGGCGUGGGGCUGGAGCUGGUGGCGGCCACGUUUGAGGAGGGGCAGGGGUGACAGGGGUGGCAGGGGUGCCAUGGGAGGGGUGACACGGUUGACAGGGGAGGGACACGGAGCCAGCAGAGGCUGUACGUGAGAGGAUGGGGUAUGAGGUGAGGGGUGGGGCGAGGGCGCAUGCAUGGCGUGUUGAUGCAGCUGCGUGCGGGCGAGGGUGAAAGGGCGGGGCUGCCAACAUAAGAGAGCGCGGAGUAAGAGGGCACUGAAGGCUUGAUUGUAUGUUUAGCACACGAUUCGCAAUGCGGCAUGUGCGCAAGCGCAGUUAGUAGGUGCACGGGGGCAUGUCGUGUCGCUCGGGGACUCUGGGCUCGCGCUUAGGUCGAGCGGAAAUCGGAUCCAAGCAGGAUCGCAGCUGUUGUCGUGGCACACCUUGCGUUAUGGCGUUGCUUAUUAUAUAUUGGUUGCAUGUCAUUUUUACGUGUUCACGCACUUUUGCAUUCGUAUCAUUUACAUUUGUUUAAGUUUCGUUCAAAGGCCAUGUUCUUCGUCCGCGCGCUUUAGCAAAGUGAACUCCUAAAUUCAGCUCACAUGGAGCUUGGAUCGCCACUGUUAGCUGAAGUGCGGGCAAUCUUGCUUGCGAGCGGCAUGCGUCCGCAAGCCCACGGCAUGCGUUCGCAGCCAAAUCGCAACGUGUACCUGCAGUGUAAUAGUUGUAUCCA